This is a messenger RNA of Wasmannia auropunctata (little fire ant), 7180 nucleotides long. It is a transcript of the gene htk, whose product is annotated as AT-rich interactive domain-containing protein 4A. Gene Ontology annotation, cellular component: nucleus. Gene Ontology annotation, biological process: regulation of transcription by RNA polymerase II. The transcript is spliced from 7 exons. NCBI's taxonomy places the organism in Eukaryota, Metazoa, Arthropoda, Insecta, Hymenoptera, Formicidae. The record is from RefSeq and is a predicted model, not a curated record. Bases 688 to 6624 code for a protein of 1978 amino acids. Gene Ontology annotation, molecular function: transcription cis-regulatory region binding.
UGAAGGCGCACAUCCGACGCGCCGUUUCGGUAUCGAAUCUCUCCGAGUGGCGUGCAUUCGCGCUUUUCGCGCACGGCGGCGGUGCGGACGAGAGAGAGAGAGAGAGAGAGAGAAAAAAGGGUCGCCCGUUACUUCCGGGUGUGGUUCGGCUUCCGGCGACAAUCCGCGGGUACGACGGUGUGUUGCACGGUACGCGUACGCGGACUGUGCUGCUGCUACACACGGGCGGGCGCAUUACGUUUGUGGCGUUGCUCCGGACACGGUGUGUGCGCGCGUGUGUGUCUCGCCUCCUUUCGAACGUGACGACGUGCACACAACACAGAGACGGGUAUCCCCGUCGCGUCAUGACCCAAUGAGAGGGGCCGCGCAGUCGGCUGGAUAAGCGGUCUCGUCGUCCUGGAGAUGGGCGGCUGGGAGCGGAGCAGCAGCAGCAGCAGGCUCGUCGUCGUCGUCCUCGUACGCAUUUGUGCCGCGGAGCGCUACGGAGAGAGUGCCGUUUCCCCGCAGCGGGUCGGCCUGUGCCACAGUGCGUUCGCCGCUCUGACCUGCGAUUUACCCUGCUGAACUCCCGGGAACGGAGCCAGGAAGCGCGCGUGGGGAUGCGAGAUCCAAUGCGAGAUACGCGUUGCGUUCUAAUGUCACGCGAGUGAUCCGUUUGCCGAGUUAACGUCGUUGGAGCCGUAGAAGAUGCUGGGAGACGAUCCACCGUCCCUACCGGUGGGCACGGAAGUCAGCGCGAAAUAUAAGGGUGCCUUCUGCGAAGCAAAAAUCCGCAAGGUCGUGCGGUCGGUAAAAUGCCGUGUAACGUAUAAACCACAAGGUUUAGGAACCGCUACGGUUGCCGACGAUCAAAUAAGAGGGACUCUGAGAGUAGGCGCCUCCGUCGAAGUCAAACAUGUGGAUCGGAAGGAACUUGUGGAGGCUACGAUUACGAAGAUCCAAGACUGCAGUCAGUACACUGUGGUCUUCGACGAUGGUGACAUCACGACGUUGAGAAGAACCGCGCUCUGCCUGAAGAGCGGACGGCACUUUGCGGAGAGUGAAACAUUGGAUCAGCUUCCGUUGACUCAUCCGGAGCACUUUGGGAAUCCCGUAAUUGGAGGUAGAAGGGGCAGACGAUCAAGGCAAGCGCAGGAUGAAAGCAGCGAAGAUGAGGACAGUCCGCCACGUGGUGCACGUGACUCGAGUUCCAGCGGGGGUGCGAAGGAGGGAAUGGAAACGGAACCAGAGAUUGGUAGGGUGGUUUGCGUGGAGCUCGGUGAUAAGAAGAAGAAGGAUAAUUGGUUUCCGGGACUAGUGGUUGCACCUACCGCUCAAGACACCGUGAGGAUACGAGUGAGAGACGAUUACUUGGUGCGCUCGUUCAAAGAUGCCAGAUAUUAUACAGUGCCCAAGAAGGAAGCCACAGAAUUCACGAAAGAAUUAGUCAAUAAAGUUGAAAACAGUACUCUGAAGGUCGCAGUGGAGAAAGCGCUUCUAUUUUUAGAGAAAAAUGAAUUACCGCCUCAUUGGGACAGGGAUUCCCUGUUUGGGCAUUCUGUUUCUAGUGGGAAUAGCGAUUACGACGGCGAACUCGAUUCAGAUAGUUCGGACGACGAACCGCGUGAAGAGAAAGAUCAUUUUGUGGCUCAAUUGUAUAAAUUUAUGGAUGAUCGCGGGACACCUAUAAAUGUUUGCCCGAUGAUUGGAUCUGAAGAUAUAGACUUGUACCGGCUGUUCCGAGCGGUCUACAAAUUGGGUGGCUAUAAUCGUGUCACAAAUCAGAAUCAAUGGAAAGCCGUGACACGGCGACUUGGUUUUUCGAUGCAAAAUUCGGCGCCCUUGUACAACCUUGUGAAGCAGGCCUACAAGAAAGUCUUACACUCCUUCGAAGAUUUUUAUAGAAAAUUAGGCUGCACCAUGGUGAACCAUCCGCGAGGUAGCACGCGUAAGCAACGCCCUGGAAGAAGUCUGAUCCGCGACAAGGACAGAAAUACGCCUAUACCGCCGCCAGCGCCAGCACAAGUGAAAAGCGACAAGGAUGAAGACGAGAAGAAGCCUGUGGAGGAGGAGAAGAAAGAGAAGAAGGAGGUUAAAAAGGAACAGGUGAAAGAGGAAGAAAUUGUCAAGGUAAAAAAGAAGGAAGAGUCCGAGGGAAACGGUAGCGGCCAGGAGAGCGACGUGAACGUGGAAGGAGACGUCGAAUCGUCGUCCAAUAACGAAAAAUCGCAAAAACCGACUACGCAGAUUUCCGCGUCUCCCACUUUGUGUGCUACUACGACUGCAUCGUCCAGCCGGACGAAGUCGAAGAGUAAAGAGGACACCAAGAAGAAGGUGACCGAGAAGAAGAAAACCGAACCUAAGAAGCAAGAGAAGAAGGAUGAGAAGAACAAGGAGGAAGAAGCCACCAAGACGAGAUCCAAGGCGAAGGAUGACACCGUGAAAAAUAAAGGUGCUUCCGAAGGAAGGGAAACGCGAACACCAUCUAGAGAGGCGGACAACAAGAAAACGUUGUCGAAGCAGCGGCGUUUAACGGACGAGGAAUUAAAGAAACGAGGAAGGAAGCGCAAAGAGUACGAGACGGAAAAGUCGCGCGGGGACGAACAGCUUACGGAGUCCGCCCCUACCUACAAGGGUCCCGUGGAGUGUGGUGACAAACUGAAGGUGUACUAUGGCCCGACGCACGAAUCCAAAGUCACUUACGAAGCGAAAGUCAUCGAGAUAGAGAAGGACGGCCCGGAGCCAAUGUAUCUUGUACACUACACAGGUUGGAACAACAGGUACGACGAGUGGAUCAAAGCGUCUAGAAUCGCUCAAAAUAUCACGCAAGCUCAAGGCAGAGUGAAGCGCAUCAAGGCGACUCCCAGGCCUCAAACUCCCAGCGCGAAUUCGUCCAACAAGUUGAAGGGCGCUUGCAACUCGAACGCUAACGCGUCGCAAAGUCGUCGCCGUGCGCAAAGCGUCGCUCCCACUUCCACGAGCUCCAUGCAAGCCUCGACAUCUACGAAGGACGCCAAGAAGGAGGAGAAGGACAAGGACGCGAUACAGCCAACCAGAUCCACCACACCGCUGUCUAUCGCUAGUUCCAGCUCCAGAACCAAGAGUCCCGCCACACCCGCCAAUAGGCCGACCAGAACAACGAGAAAUGCAGACUUAUCCGGGAUGGAGCAUCGUAGGCGCACCAGGAGAACCUCGGGACACACGGACAUAUCCGUCGCGUCGGAGAGCGAGGAUAGCGAGGGUUACGAGUCCGAUACCACCGAGCCUGAGCAAACCAAAACCAGAUUGAGAGGUAUGGAGGAGAGAAAACGGAAGGAGGCGCGAAGGGCGGAAGAGCGAAUUAGGGCGGAUGAUGUGACAGUCAGUGACGCUGAGGACGAUAAAGACAUCUUGGACGAACCGCGUAAAGGCAGGCGUUUAAGAAGAACGCCCGGCAAGUCUCAGGGCAUCAAAUCCGAGCCCGAUAGCGAUCAGGAGGAACAACCGAAGGGUCGAGAUUUCGAUCUCAAUCAAAUACGAUCUGAAUUGAAAGGUUUCGACAAGGCCGUCAAGUUAGAGAUGGUCAGAUCAAUGGAGCCUGAUAACGAGGUCAAGCUCGAGAACGAGAAGGAGAACGUCGCCGUGACCGCGACGUCGCCCAAAUUGGAGAAAACGAUCGAAUCUCCAAAGGUGGAGAUUGUCGAGACGAAGGUGGAGAGCACGGAGGACAUAUACGAAUUCAAAGAACCGGAACCGUUCGAGUUCGAGGUGAGAAAUAAGAGGGACAACGGCGAUAAGGAUAAAUUGAAGAAGCGAAUGUUCGAGGACGAGGCGAAGAGUCCGAAGAAGAAGCAGAAAACGCCCGCUGCAGGAUUGUUGGCGAAGGAGACGAAAUUGGAGCCGCCGGAGAAUGAGCCCCGGAAGAAGCCGAGGAAGCUGUUCAGCAAGAGGUCCGACGACGCGCAUGAAGCGGCGGCGGCGGCGGCGGCGACGACUGCUUCCGGCAAGUCGUCGUCACAGAGCGCAUCGUGCAUGUCGUGCGAGGACGUUUUCAACAAACUCUGCGACACGUCCGUAUCGUCGUUCAAUCAGAUGAAAUCGAUCGUCGCGGAAGAACCGAGCAACAAGACCGGCCUGAAUCUCUUGUUCAACGAUUUACCGGCGGACGACGAAGGUACGCGCGACGACUCCGAGGACCGUCUGAUAAUAUCGGAGACCGAGGUGUCGGAGACGGAACAGGAGAGCGCGUAUCAGCAGGAGACUCAGUUCCAGAGCGGCAAAUCGCCGGACGCGGCGGAGUCGAGCAAGAACGAGGCCACGGUCGAAAGCGCGAGGGAAGAAGCGCCGAUAAUCAGUACGAGCAGUGGCAGUAAACCCAUCCCGGAACAGAAGCAGAGCCAAGUCAAGCCGUUGCCGAGUCAAGUCGCGGCCGGACAGUCGCAGCCUGAAUUGAAGAUGUUGGAUUCGAAGUCGUUGCUCGAUAUCGUUCCGGUACCAUCGCCGAUUGUGACACCGCCGGCACCCAUAAGCGCGCGACUGCCGGCCACGUCUACGAUAGAAGAAAAAUUAUCAGCCGCGAUGGCGUACCGAAGUAAAGCUAAAGAUAAGAAGAUCUCGGACGAGGAGACCGAUCUCCGCGCGAUGAAGACAAUGAAGGAGUCUAAAAAAUUGGACGUUGCUUUUCUGCAAAGAGGCAAAGACGCGGACGUUACUCCCGCGACCGAGGUGGAGAAAAAACGCGAACAGGAAAAGCUCGCGAGCGAGGAGAGUAUACGUAGAGAUAUGAUGCGCGUGGCAGCGAGCGUUAAGCGAAAAGAAGAAGAACUAUUGAAGUCGAAGAAAGAAGCGGAACUGAAGAAAUUCUCGGAGGCGAAAGUGAUCGCAGAACACAAGACCAAACUGCAGGACGCCGCGAAAGAGGAAAGUUGGAGGAACGUCGGAUAUGAGAUGCCCGACAAAAAGUCCUCCGAGGAGGAAUAUAAAACGAUGGAUCAGAAGGAGAAGGACAGAAUUGAGAGUCGCAAGAAGCAGAUCAGUCAAGAUAUCGAUUCCACGGAUAGCAGUGAUUCGGAGCAGCGGCUCGUGAUAGACAACGAGGAGCCGCAGGACGUCAAAGCGCCGUCUGCCUUCGACGUGAAGCUGCAAGCGGAAUUGGAUCGCAUGGAGAAUACGCAGGAGAGAUACGCGAGAUCGCAGCUAUUGAAAACCUCGCAGAGCGUCCAGCAGCAGGAGCAGGAGUGCGUGGAGUUCAAGACCGACGCGACACCCGCGCUGAAGACGGACGAGGAGGGCGAGACGAUGAAUUCGCUGUUAUGCGAGGAGGAGAUACCCGGCUCGCCGGCCCCGCUGUCCGAGAGCAUCGAGCAAGCCAACGUCGGGCCCUCGUGCAGCCCGCCGAAGAGCGAAGCCACGGAAAAUAGCAUAGUGCUGAUGGAGAUGCCGUUCGCGAGCGCGCCGACCUCGGGCCAGAGCACGAGCAGCAGCACCGUUGCCACGCUCAGCAUGGCACUGCCGAAGACCGUGGAGGCGUCGAUGUCGGUUUCGCUGCCGGCGCAGCAGCAGAGCGUAUCCUUGAACAUGCGACAGUCGCAACAGCAGCAGCAGCAGCAGCAUCACCAGCAUCAGUACAUGCCUCUGAUGCCACAGCAGCGACGCGAGAGCAACGAAGCCGCGCCUGUGAUGGACAAUACGCCGCCGACGACACCCGACUCGAGCAUUUCCAACAUCUCGGGUUCGCCCAGGGAGGAGAGAACCGGCGGCUCGUCGCCGAUCUCCGAGGACAAUAUCAAGCUGAAUCGCGACAAUUCCGAGGCGGACAACGACAGCGCCGGCAAAGGACCGGGCUUCAGCGAGGACGAUGCCCUAUCCCACCCCGAGAACAGCUCCGCGGACCGGAUCCUCAAGCCACCCGCCAAACGCACAGUCGACGAUAUGCAGUCGCCCAAGAAACGCAAGAGAAACAGGAAGCACUCGGAGUGCGGCAGCGGCAGCGGCAGUGGCGUCAGUGUCAGCGUUGGAGUCGGAGUUGGCGUCGGCGUUGGCGUCGGCGUCGGCCUCGAUGUCGGCGUCGGUGUCGGCGUCGACAUUGGCGUUGGCAUUGGCGUUGGUGUUGACGGCAGCAGUACUGGCAGCAGCGGUGGUAGCAGCGGCGUCGUCGUCGGCGGCGGCAGUGGCGUUGGCAGUGCCAGUGGCGGUGGCAAUAGUAAUGGCAAUGACAGUGACAGUGGCAAUAACAGUGUUAGUGUCGGCAACGGCGGCGGCGGCGCCGUGCCGAAGAAACCUGGCAGGCAGAACGGCAGGCAGCACGGUAGAUACGGGGCCGGGAGCGACAGCGACGACACCAGCGAGGGAUCCAAUCUCUGCGGAGUUAACAACACGCCGACGAGUCACCACGCCGGCAUCAUCACCAACGUUCCCGAUCUCAGCACCUACUCGUCGAGAUUACCGAGACCGCUGAAGUAUAAUUUCUUCGUCGAAUUUGAUCCUGAAUUGGACGGUAGUCAAAGGAUAGCUGUACUGCAGCAAAAAUUAACCGAGUUGCGUAAGACAUACAACGCCGUGAAGGUCGAACUCGCUGCUAUAGACAGACGUCGAAAGAAAUUAAAAAGGCGAGAACGAGAAGCGAUGAAAGCAGCUAAAGCAGAAAUGCAGCAGGCUUGUUCGUGAUAGACAGCGUUGAAAGAUUAUUAUUCUUUCGAGUACUAAAUCAGAUUUGUAUAAGCAUUAUCGGCACGGGCAUCAUGCAAUCACGCCAGACGUUUCAUGACAAUUUUGACUUGUGUAAUAUCGCUUAAUGGUAAUGUUCGCCCUGCAAUUUUUCUUUAUUAAAUAAACUGUAGAUAUAGUCGCGUAAGAUUUAGCGUAUCAAGGAUGCGUUUGUCUCAGAAAACGGCAAAUUCAUUCAUAAUAUAAUAUAUCUGUGUAUAUUAUUCCGUUAAUCUCCGUAGUCUAACGUUUUCCAGCGAAAGGCAGAGGUGACACAGUGUAAUAUAAUGAUUAUAUCGUUGCUUCACAAUAUUAAACAAAGAUAAAAUGAUGCUGAACUGUGCUACGCAAUGUGUCAUUUGCGCCUUUUGCUGGAAAACGCCCUAAAUGUUAAAAAAAAAAUCUAUUAUCCUCAUUUUGUCAUUGCACAUGUUCGGAUGCAAAGUACAAACUAUCAAAACUGAUGAUCUUCAUUAUACAUUUCUCUUCGUCACUUUAUUUUUUUUUUUUUUNUUUU